UCCAGUGGCCACCCGGCAACACUGGUCAGCCAUGGAUUUGCUACCUCCAAUCAAAUCAAGUGAAUUUAAAAGUUAGUUUAAAAAAACUUGUCGGAUCGAACGGUGCGUUACCGGGUUCCGCGGCGCGUACUUUCAAAACCCCUCCGAAAGUCCGUAAAAUCAGCGCGCUGUUUUCUAGACUCCUUCCUUCCCGCAAACCCCUUCCAAUCGGCAGAGCAACGGCACUGCACCAAUCAAUUCCCUUAACCUAACCAUAAAGCCAGGCGAUUGUGCAAUCGAAGGUGUCUCGUCCUACAUAUAUAAUCCACCUGUACAAUGAUCCGUAUCCGAAUCGGAAUGGCGAUUCUGCCCUGUUUAAUACUAGCCACCUGCCUUCUGACAGUCCACGGAACACCACUGGAAUGGGACUUCGCCGUCACGCUGAGGUCGAGGAUCCAGUUCAUGGACAGCAAUUGGCAGACGAUAGCCACCGCCGCCCACGAGUUCGACGAGCUGUCCGCCCUAACCUUCGACGAAUCCGAGGAGCUGAUCUACUUUAAUGACCUGAAGCACCAGAACGGCAGCAUAUUCUCCCUGAAAAGGGAUCUCCUAGCCGCCUCCCAUGUGGUGGAGCAGACGAUCGCACGCACGGUCAACGAAACCGUGGGCGGACUGGCCUACGAUCCACUCACCAUGAACCUCUUCUGGUCGGACACCGAGCACAGGAAAAUCUUUUUCGCACCCAUCCGCGGCUCGGCGGCGCCCAAGGUCCUGGUGGAUCUGAGUGCAGAAGGAGGCCGCCCAGAUGGCGUGGCCGUGGAUGUGUGUCGUCGAAAGCUCUACUGGACCAACUCGAACCACUCAAAGCCCACUGUGGAGCGAAUCAAUCUGGAUGGCAGCAACAGAACCACGAUCGUUAACUCCUCCAUCCAUAUGCCAAAGGGAAUCGUGGUGGACCAAUUCUCAGAUCGUCUCUUCUGGAUUGACGACCUCGACGGCAUAUACUUUUCGGUGGAGAGCUCCAAGUUGGACGGUUCCGAUCGUCAGUUGGUGCUGAAGGACAAAAACCAAGAACCCCUGAAUCUGGCUGUGACCAACGACGCCAUUUACUGGACAGACAAGACCACCAAGGCGGUUUGGAGUCAUCCAAAAGUCCGAGUGAUUAAGGUUACCACCACUGCCAAACCGGAUGAGGAGGAGGAUUCCACGGAUAAGACGAACUUUGAUCCCGAGCCGGUGAUCGAGGCCAGUCCGCUGGUACGCGUGGCCAAUCUUAGCGAAGAGGCGCGAGGAAUUGUGGUGCGCACUGGUUUCUACCAAAGACUCCAGAAGGACCACCACUGCGCCAGCAUUGUGCGCAAGGUUAAGGAGCGUUUGGACGAGCAGGUCAAUAAAAAGGAAAUACGCACUGUGCUGGACCAGAAGAUGAAAGUUCUGGAGGACGAGCGCUGCAUGAACGGAGGCGAAUACAAGGCGCACACCGAUCUGUGCAUCUGUCGGACCGGCUUCAAGGGAUCCCGCUGUGAGAUCCGCGAGUGCCACAACUACUGCAUUCACGGCACCUGCUACAUGUCUGAGCAGGCCUACCCCAAAUGUUUUUGCCAGCCGGGAUUCGAGGGCGAGCGCUGCGAGGUCAGCAUGUGCACUGGCCUGUGCCUCAAUGGCGGACACUGCCGGCUGUCCAAGAACGAGAAGGAGGCGCCCAGCUGUGAGUGUCCUUCCAACUUCGGAGGAGCACGUUGCGAGCAGAACUCCACGGAAAUCUGCUCCCUCUUUUGCCGCCUGCUAAAACACGAGCCGAAGACCUAUGUGCCUUUCGGCUGUCAUGAUAUCUGUGAGGAACUGGCCCAGGAAAACAGCACAGAGAUCGCCGUUCCGCAAUUUAAGCACUUGGAUGUGUGCAUCACGCCCACAGUAUGGACCAGCAGCGUGAUCAUCAUCCUGGUCGUGGGCAUCACGACUAGCUUGCUGCUCCUGGCCGUCAUCGUCCACGGAAUCCGUCGCCUGUACAAACCCAAGCGACCGCGCAUCAGGAAGACCUUUGUGGUGCGCAAGCAGGCCAGGACCAACUCGGCGGGAGACACGCCGCUGACCAACCGCCCACUGGCCACCGAGCAGUGCGAGAUCACGAUAGAGAACUGCUGCAACAUGAACAUCUGCGAAACGCCCUGUUUCGACCCCAAGCUGGUGGAGCAGACGCUGGCCAAGUCCAGCUGCAAGGAGGACAAGAAGAUACUCAUCCACAACAUGGAGGAUGACCUGUACUAGGGCGCGGCGGACGGAGAACGACCUGCCCCCCCAAAAACUGAACCUUGUGAUAGUCGUCGUCGUCGAGUGCGGAUUGGUAUUCGAGCUUGAAAAGCUGCUGCCCGCCCGGCCCUCGACCCCGUUAGCCGCCAAGGUGCUCACCCAGGCAACCAGCAACCAGCAACUAGAAAUCAACCAAUCACCAACAGCAACAUGCAACUAGCAACAUGCAACACCAGCAGCAAAAGCAACUUAAAACUGAUGAGCCUGGAAAACUUACUUAACACUCGCCAAACCAAACCAUUUACUUAAGCCGAAGCAACAUGUGUACUUAGCGAUCCUGGGAGGCGUGCUUCGGUCUCGCUAAUUUAUUCGUAGGAUCAUUUUAUCCCAGGACUAGGAUUUUUAGCUCAAAGCUCCAUCUAAAUUUGUGAACCAUUUUUUAGAUGUUUUUUAUUUUUGAUUCGAUUUUUAUUUUGAAUUCGUCAUGUUGAUAUAAAAGCAAGUCGCGCGACUGACAUUAGCUUUAAAAAGAACGGAAUACGCACGGAUACCAAGAGCCUGUAGAUCGUAAUAGACCAUUGUGAUUGUGAUUACUUACACCAUAAGCUGUUGUAAUUAACCCUUUCAAGUGAGUCACUGUUCAAGUUCCUGCACCCCCUUGUGAAAAAAAGAAAACAAUAGAUAGAUCCCCCUCCCACUAAUCUGCGAAAU
Molecule: messenger RNA, 2940 nt
Organism: Drosophila suzukii
Lineage: Eukaryota; Metazoa; Arthropoda; Insecta; Diptera; Drosophilidae
Gene: cue
Product: Protein cueball
Biological process (GO): canonical Wnt signaling pathway
Molecular function (GO): Wnt-protein binding; Wnt receptor activity
Source: RefSeq, a predicted model, not a curated record